Molecule: messenger RNA, 3442 nt
Organism: Gadus chalcogrammus (walleye pollock)
Lineage: Eukaryota; Metazoa; Chordata; Actinopteri; Gadiformes; Gadidae
Product: XK-related protein 8-like
Exons: 3
Coding region: 868-2133 (421 amino acids)
Biological process (GO): apoptotic process involved in development; engulfment of apoptotic cell; phosphatidylserine exposure on apoptotic cell surface
Cellular component (GO): plasma membrane
Source: RefSeq, a predicted model, not a curated record
GCAUUGGUGGGCGGGUCUUGGAUAUUGCCGCGCGCGCUGACGCGAGAUCCGGUCCCAGUAGUGUCUCCUCUCACUGCUUGUUUGGUGAACUUCAGUGCAACAAAUAUUUCUGAUGCAAUGUUUGCCUUUUCUUUUUUGUCGACUGGUUAUCUAUAAUCAUUAAUGAGAGAGUAGUGCGUUUGUCAAGAAGUACAUUUAGAAGAAGAGACAUUCAUUUGAAUGACGUGUGUUGUGUGUCACAGUUGGCCCUAGGCCAAAAGUGUGGGAAUUGGAGCUAUCAUAUGUUAUAUCAAGCAAGCUACACACACUUUGUGUGUUACCUUACAAUUACAUUACAGACACAUAACGUACUUCAGUUUCAAUAGCGUUUAGUGUUAGUUUAGGCUACUUUUAACCAAAAUGUAAGUCUCUUAAGACUACACAAACUUUUAUGAAAGUAGGUUAUGUCUAAACUUCAAGGACUGUUCUCAGGGGGUCCCAUUGUGUGACUCGGCGGGGGGUUUGUAGAGAAAGAGGCAGGAUUUGAACCAGCGCUUGUCAGCUUUGUUGGGAGGGGCCAGCUCACUAAUGAGCUGAGCUGCUGGCCUCGGUCCUCUGAACAACAUGCCUGUGCCUUGCAACAGCUCCAGGCUUGCAUGCACCCAGAAGAACUCACGACAAAGUGAUGUAAACUUUUACUAUCUGCGAUGAACUUGGAAACUAAUCCGCUGUCCUCAUUGGUCGCCAGACAUGAAGAGAUCGCACCAGUUUCAAGAGCCUGAAUGGGGUGAAGGCGAGGAAGGACAUAACGGUACCACACCGGGCGGAUUAGCCUCCGCCUGCUAACGUCAACACUGAGCACAACACUAGUGUGACUAGUCGUCAGCCAUGGAGUGGCUAACUUUGUCCAAGUACUCUUGGUUUGACUUUGUGUUCUCCGUGGUCGGGGUGUGCACCUUCUUGUUUGACUGGGGGUCCGACGUGUGGGUCGCCACCGAGUUUUAUUCCCGCGGGGAUUUCUUCUGGUUCGGGGUGCUGGUCGGCUGGAUGCUCCUGUCCUCUAUCGUGGUCCAAAUGUUCAGCUGGUUCUGGUUUAAGUACGACCGGGACUCGGAGGGGUCCUGCGCUGACACGAAAAACGUUCUCUUCGGCGACCACGUUAAAAUCUCUUGUCUACUUCACGUACUCCAGCUCGGCUUCUUUUGCAGGCACAUCUCGGCCAUCUGGCAUGGCUUCCGGGUGUGGUGGCGCAAGGAGCAGGGCGCAGAGUACGCCGUGUACCUGACCCAUGACCUCAGCAUGCUCCGACUCAUCGAGACGUUCUGCGAGAGCGCGCCCCAGCUCACCCUCAUGACCUACAUCAUGCUACACACCAACCAGGCCAGAACCGUACAAUGUGUGAGUGUGGCGGCCUCCACCUCCUCCAUCGUGUGGAUGGUGGUGGACUACCACCGCUGCCUGCGCUCCUUCCUGCCCGACAAGGCCAACCAGGGCUGGGGCUCGGCGGCCGUCUACUUCCUGUGGAACCUGCUGCUGAUCGCGCCGCGCGUGGCGGCCGUGGCGCUCUUCGCCUCCGUCCUGCCCCGCGCCGUGGGCGCCCACUUCCUGCUGCUGUGGCCGGCGCUGGCGCUGUGGGCGUGGCUCCAGCGGACGGACUUCAUGGAGAGCGCGGGCGGCGAGUGGCUGUACCGCGCCACGGUGGGGCUCAUCUGGUACUUCAGCUGGUUCAACGUCAGCGAGGGCCGCACGCGGGGGCGGAGCCUCAUCUACCACGGCUUCAUGGCGACCGACGGGCUGGUGCUGGGGGCCACCUGGUGGGCGUACCGCGACCCCGCGGUGACGCGGCCGUACGACCGCGCCCUGGCCGCCGCGCUUCCCGCCUCCUACCUCGCGGGGCUGGCCCUCAGGGCCCUCUACUACUACCGCUUCCACCCCAAGCUGGGCCCCCGCAGGCCCCCCCCGGGGCUGGCCCUGGAGGUGCCCGACAGCGGGGCCGUGGGAUUCAGGACCUUCGCCCCCGACCAGGAAGGCGUCUCCUCGCCGCCGCCGUUGCGCAACGCCAGGAUGUACCGACACGCCGCACAUUUCUACUCGGCAGAGGGAGGGAUGAGUGAGGGGGGAGGACAUGAGGCGUGCGCCGCGGGUGUCGUAUGAGCGGCGGUGAGGUUCGGAGGGGAAGUGGCGCUGCUGCCCUGUGGAAUGCUGGGAAACGACAUGCCAUCCAGGGUCGCCCGCAGAACAUGUGAUGGUUAAGGUGGGGGGGUUUGCCCGGGGGGGCUGGGGUGGGGGGGGGGGGUGAAACUAGUCAGAGUCAAGAUCAAAGUCACAGUCAAAGAAUUUGUGCAAUUUGAACUUGAAAGAAAGUGCCAAACAAAAUUGUCUAAAUAACCACGGAAACAAGGACGGUUAAAGAAUUUGUGCAUCGUUAACUUUAAAAAUAUUCAAAACCAACCUUUUUUUUCAUGACGUCAUAGUCAAGGCGGCAGGCGUGUGUUGCCUAGGCGACCGCCCGAGCUGUGAAGUGCCGUGGGAAACCUUGCCAUCUCUUGCCUCUUUUUUUUAUCACCUUGGUCAAAUAAGGACUUUAUGCAUGUUUAAAAAGGACGUAAAAAAAACAACGAAUGAACCUGCCGAUGCAGUCUGUUUCAUGCGGUGUCAUGCUGUGGUACUUCAAUCAUCUUACUUCAUAAGUUCCACAAGUCGAGAAGCUAUAUUUUUUUAUUGUUUACAACCUUGAGUACAUUCGUCACUGAUGAAAAAGCGAAUAUCCCUCCACUGUGCCAGGCUAUGGGCCUCAUUGAUUGUAAGAUAUUUAUUGAGUGUUUUCCGUGACUCUAAACACUGUUACACCUGUUCUUACUUUUAAUGGUUUGGUUUUUUUUAAACUUUAUGGAUCAACAUGUUUUAAAAUGUAUUCUUUGUGCGAUGCACCAAAGGAAUUUUACAAAGCAAGAUGCCUUUAUAUGGAAUGUACUAUAAUGUCAACCUUUAAGAAUCAAUCACACACAGGUCAAAACUGUCCUCGGCUAUUGGAAGGUUUUUGGAUCACAUUGAGCUCCAGAUCUUUGGCCAUAACAAAGCCGAAGUGAGCAUUUUGGCCAAACAAGCAUGUUUGAAUGUGAACGCACCCAUCUCACUCCACUGCCUGCAGGACUUUUCUUUAUUUGAAGUGCGCCACCACAUAAAACCUCUGUUUCCUUUGGAAUAAGUGGAACCACUGCUUAUGUACUGUGUACUUUGUCAAUAAAGCAGCCUUUGUUUUCUAUGUUUCAACUGAUCAGCCUUGGAGACUGGGACAACCCUGUGUGUGGUUAACUUUGUGCUGCUUCAGCUCAUGGCUAUUAGGGUCGGUGGAAUGCCCAAUUCUGGAUCAAUGUGUCAUUCAAAAAUGGUUCAACAAUAUUGUCCAAAGGAUAACCGUGACAAUUAAAAGUAAUGUGGGAUAUAUUUGUCGAUAUGUGUU